Rhizopus microsporus ATCC 52813 is the source of this 1329-nucleotide messenger RNA. RefSeq lists its product as uncharacterized. Lineage: Eukaryota; Fungi; Mucoromycota; Mucoromycetes; Mucorales; Rhizopodaceae. The transcript is spliced from 3 exons. The record is from RefSeq and is a predicted model, not a curated record. Bases 1 to 1329 code for a protein of 442 amino acids.
AUGAUAUCUGUCGAUGCUCCUUCUUCACCUCCUUUAUCACCAAAAUCAUCUCAAUCAAAAGAUCUUUCAGAGUGGUCAUCUCCUUUUCUAAAUGCUUAUGAAAAUACAGACAAGAAGAUGGAAGCAUUUUCAUAUAUUGAUGACCCCAAUAUUGCCCCAUACCCGACCCCAUGUAACUCAAAAACCAUUUUGGACGAGAAAAGAAAAUAUCAUAAUGAUGAGGAUCAAAAGGUGGUUGCAAACUUGGAAGAAGAAACAGUAAAAUUAUCCAAAGAACUAGAAAAGAUCGUUUCAAACAACAAAAAACAAGAGCAUAUCAACAAGAAAAAGCUUCAAAUGUUGGAAAACGAAAAUCUGUUUUUACAAGAGAAUCUGAUGGAUGCUACCUUAAAAAUUGAAAAUCUUCAGCAAAAGACUCAACUCUAUUCUGAAAUACCUAAAAAUGAUACCUUUGAUCAAAAUCUAAAAGAAGUGCUAUUCUGUAAGAUGGAAAAGCUACAGGAGGAAAGUGGACAAGUGUCUGAAUCAAAAUCACAGCUAGAAAGUGAAUUUAAGGCUGCCACAAAGGAUUUAUAUGAUCUAAGACAGCAGUUUUAUCAGUCUCAGCUCAUGACGUCUGAACAUGAGCAGUUGCUUAAUGACUUUAAGCUACAACAACAACAUAUAAAGGAACUCAAUUCAUCACUUGAGAACUGCCAAGAUGUUAUCGCUCGAUUGCGAGAUGAUGGCUUACUUGCAGCAGGAGAUGCAUUGUCUAUCACAAGUAGUGAUAACAAUGAAUUGCUGCACAAUAGUAAUAGUAGUAGCAGAUCACCCUCAUUCUUACAUGUGGAAGACAUAAGAAUACAAAAUAGCUUAUUUACAGAAUUAGGCAACGCACAAUGGAAAGAUAGUUCUCAACUAUCCUUAGAUAGUGUUGCAAUGGAGAAAGAUAAAGUGAAUCCGUUGUCGACAUUGUCCAUAUACAACCAAUCACCAGACUGUAACUCUGCUAUAGAAUCCAUCGUGGUAAAUGCUGCUAUAUUGGAUGUUGAUACAAUCAACGAGGUACUAGAGCGACUAAAAAGUCUAGAGACCAAGUACAGACCCGAACAACCAUUGAAGAAGGAAGUAUCGCCUUCAGCUCCACCUUCAGUUAUCAGUAACCGGUCAAAGGUUACUAACAGUACACUAAUCGCACGGAAAGAAGAAAUGACACAUACUACUGGCUUCAUAAAGAGACUGAUAUACGCUCUUUGGCGCUGGCUAAAGUUCACAGUUAUCAUGAUUGUUGCUCUGUACUUUAGCAUUAAGGAGGGCCCUGAUGGCCUUGUAGAUAAUAAGCUUUAA